UCCCCGGCCCGGCCCGCCCCGCCGCCGAGGAGAGGACCUGCUUCCGGCCCCGGGUGGGCGCCGGCUGGGCUCGCCGCGCGCCGCGGAGCGCGGCCCAGGGAGCGUCGAUCCCCCGAACGCUGGCGCCGGAAGCUCGGGCCGCGGCUGCGCGGGGAGAGCGCCGGUGCGGGCGCGGGGCUCGGCGAGGGCCAUGAACGGGACCGCGAACCCGCUGCUGGACCGCGAGGAGCACUGCCUGCGGCUCGGGGAGAGCUUCGAGAAGCGGCCGCGGGCCUCUUUCCACACCAUUCGCUAUGACUUUAAGCCAGCAUCUAUAGAUACUUCAUGCGAAGGAGAGCUUCAGGUUGGCAAAGGAGAUGAAGUCACAAUUACACUGCCACAUAUCCCUGGAUCCACACCACCAAUGACUGUGUUCAAGGGGAACAAACGGCCCUAUCAGAAAGACUGUGUGCUUAUUAUUAAUCAUGACACUGGUGAAUAUGUGCUGGAAAAACUCAGUAGCAGCAUUCAGGUCAAGAAAACAAGAGCCGAGGGGAGCAGUAAAAUCCAAGCCCGAAUGGAACAGCAGCCCACUCGUCCCCCACAGCCAUCACAGCCACCACCACCUCCACCACCUAUGCCAUUCAGAGCUCCAACAAAGCCUCCAGUUGGACCCAAAACUUCCCCCUUGAAAGAUAACCCCUCACCUGAACCCCAGCUGGAUGACAUCAAAAGAGAGCUCAGGGCCGAAGUUGACAUUAUUGAACAGAUGAGCAGCAGUAGUGGGAGCAGUUCCUCAGACUCCGAGAGCUCAUCAGGAAGCGAUGACGACAGCUCGAGCAGCGGGGGUGAGGACAAUGGCCCAGCGUCCCCUCCGCCGCCCGCACACCAGCAGCCCUACAACAGCAGGCCGGCCGUAGCCAACGGAACCAGCCGGCCGCAAGGAAGCAACCAGCUCAUGAACACACUCAGAAAUGACUUGCAGUUGAGUGAGUCUGGCAGUGACAGUGAUGACUAGAGUCGGAUCUUUCGAAAUCAGCUCCUCGUGCACAGAUGUGCUGCUGGAUCAGGCUGCACUCGCAUGGAGCCCCCUUGCUGAGAGGGACGCGCUAUGGAUCAGUGACUGUAGUAGGAGUUUGAGGCUCUGGAGGUCUCAGAUAUUCAAGUCUUUAACUUAGUGGUGAUGGGUGAUUUUCUCGUGUAAUUUUCAAACAAUCUCAUGUUGCAAAGUAGAACUAUGGAAGAACUAACAGAAUUAUAUUUCUUUUUGGUUAACACUAUUCCUGAAAAACAGACCAAUGUACCCUGGUCUAGGUUACUCAGAGGCCGUUAUCUUUAGCAGACCAGUGAUUCAGUUUUAAACCUCAGCAGCCACAGUUUGCCCCAGUGGUUUGCACCAGUGAAAUGAAACCUGGUCUUUGAGGGGUAGGAGAGAGAGGGAAACCUCAAACUGCAGCACAGAAGUAUGUUAAAACCACUUUAAACUGUUGAGACAAAGUGGUAAGGAAGUUUUGUCUGACCCAGUCUGAUAAGCCUGUGUAGAAAUGGACUUCAGGAGGGAGUCCUAGAGUGUCCUCCUGAGGGUACACUAGAGCUAUGCUAGCUCAAGCCCCUCAUUUACAAAUAAGGAAAAAGAAGCCCACGGCUGGCUUAUGGUCGGUCUCCUACCCCCAGUCCAAGCUUUUCCUGCUGCUCCCUCCUUUGAAUCUCAGUGGUUGGAACCAGAGAUUCUCAUGCAAGACAUUGAUAGUUGAACAUCAGAGCUUUUAUUCGAUUCCAAAAGACAAAAGUGUUGGGUACUUCUGGCUCAAAUUCUGAUCCAAAAAGUCCCUAAGUACAUGAGUCUGGGUGGGCAGAUUAAACCAGCAGCCACUGUGUUAACACCUGCGAUUCAGUCAGAUUGGGGCUUUUAGUUCCAUGUAGAUCCAUGCUACAUGUGCUUCACUCAGUGCAUUUUAGUAGGGGGAGGUAGGAGUGGAAGAGCGGUAUAGUGAAGGAAUCUUUCUGAACAAAAGAAUCAGCAGCAGGUUUUCAAAAACCAGAAUCCAGAUAGGAAGCAGUUCUGCAAUAUGAAAUGAGCACAUUCUUGGAGAAGGCAUUUCUGUUCAUGCUUUUGUACCACUGUUUGUGCCUGACUCCCAGAACAAUUUGUAUUUUUGAUAUACAACUAGAAGAAAGUCACAAGAUUGCCUUUUUGCAGUGUGCAUUUUCCAAAUGAAUGUUACAGGAAACUAGUCACUAGUAAAUGUUCCAUAUUGAGUAAAUGUGUGACAAAUUGUCCCGUGAUUAGUAUGGAGUAGCCCAUUUCUGUAAUUUGAAUGAAUACAAUUUGAAUGUCCUGAGAAAUUUCCAUUUACUUUGGUUCAGUGGGUAUCAAGAACGUUAAAAAUGAUUUUCCUUCCUUGGGUUCCUGCACCCAAAGAUGGCCUCUGCUUCCCCAGCUAGCAGAUGGAAGCCACCUGGACCUGGAAAGGAAUUAGAGGAUUCAUGGUGGGGGCUUUGGUGAGAGUUGCAUCUUACAGAAUCACCAGUUUGAUGCACACAGUGGCUCCAGUGAACUGGAGAUGCAGGCCCAGCGCCAUUAUCCAGUGGCACACUCACUCCCCCCACCAAGUAUAGGUAAUAGGGACACACUAGAACUCUGUGGUGGGUUCUCAGCCCAUCCUGAGGUUUCCGUGGAUUUAAUGGUAGGUAGGAAUUUAUAAUGAAUUGGUAAUUGUUUUAUAAUUCCUUGGUAAUGACAGCUCAGGGAAGGUGAAGGUCUUGAUUGGGAGACUUGACUUGUUACUGGAUGUGGGAAUUGUUUCACUGAUCUUAACUUGCUCAAGCUGGGGCAGGUUCCAGGAACUUGAACUAAAAAAAAAAAUCUAUUUAAGCCUC
Nyctereutes procyonoides (raccoon dog) is the source of this 2859-nucleotide messenger RNA. It is a transcript of the gene EAF1, whose product is annotated as ELL associated factor 1. The transcript is spliced from 6 exons. Bases 191 to 997 code for a protein of 268 amino acids. Lineage: Eukaryota; Metazoa; Chordata; Mammalia; Carnivora; Canidae. The record is from RefSeq and is a predicted model, not a curated record. Gene Ontology annotation, biological process: regulation of transcription elongation by RNA polymerase II; positive regulation of DNA-templated transcription. Gene Ontology annotation, cellular component: super elongation complex. Gene Ontology annotation, molecular function: transcription elongation factor activity.